Molecule: messenger RNA, 3202 nt
Organism: Diachasmimorpha longicaudata
Lineage: Eukaryota; Metazoa; Arthropoda; Insecta; Hymenoptera; Braconidae
Exons: 3
Coding region: 603-2759 (718 amino acids)
Molecular function (GO): protein binding
Source: RefSeq, a predicted model, not a curated record
CCAAUGAGAAUAAUUGAGGUUAACCAGACUUACGAUUGCAUAUCUGUGUGGAGCGCGUUGACCAGUAAAUAAACGAACGAAACAUUCUGAAAAGUCAAAUGUGCCAAUGUUAAGUUAAGAAUUAAAAUAACUCGUGCUCCACGAUUAAAAAUAUAAUAUUAAAUAAUAAAAUCGUGGUAGUGGCGUUCCUGAAUGUGAAAAAUUCUUGUGUGCUUAACCUGUGGCAGAAUAGUCGUCUCGACAGGGAUGUCCUUCUUUAUGCGUUUCGCAGUAAGUCAGUAAUUCCCCCUUUCUUUUCUCGAGAAUCGAACUCGUCACAGCGUGUCUCCACCAAUUUCAGUUACUUGUGAACAACGAAGUUAAUAAAAACUGCCUAAAUCAUGUGAUAAAUAAUUAUCAGUCGUUAAAAUUCACUAAACCAUAACUAAAUGUUCUUCUAAUAAAUAAAUGGGUAUCAAUACCCAAGCGUUUAACACACAAAAUUAAUUCUCUACUCUGGAAUCGAGUAGAUUGUUCUCGAAAUUGGUUCACAAGGAGCAGCAAAAUCUUCCCAGUUUUGGGGACUGUCAUUUUCUCAAAAUAAAUGACUUCACAAAAAAACGAUGGAUAAUCCUGACUCCAAAAAGCGCAAACGAUCAGCUCCCUCCACUCCCACCCUAAAGUUAACUGAAUGUGUCCGGGAGUUCAUGCUGCCCCAGGCCUACCCCAGCAUGGCAAACGAAGUGAAAAAGCCUUCAAUGAACGUGACCCUGGAGAGAUCCUGUGGUGCCCCGUCCACCAUAAACCUGAAGAUAAAAUCCGGAAAAAUUGAUCCAACCAACAAACUUCAAAAGCUGAAGCUGAAAUCUCCAGAUGGUAGGGACUUGGGUGAAUUCGACGUGCAGGUACUCCCUCAAUUGAAGAGUGAAAAUGCCCUCUCGAUGCUGAAGAGCAUCAGUCCAGAAACCCCCCAGCUCCCCCUGAAGGCCUCAGGGAUCCACCCAACUGCCCUGUCCUCCGUCAAGUACCUCUCGAAACCGGUACAGGAGGUGAGAGCCAGUGAUCAGUCAGCAUCCCACGGUGUCCUGAUUCCCAUAUCUCCAGUGAUAGUCAACGGAAAGAACUACACACUGCAGACCGGGGCUGGCCAGCAGAUCAAAGUGGCAACCGAUGGGCCUGUUGACCCGACGACUCCUGGGUCCCUGGACUUCAAGAAGAUCCAGAGGAUUGGGAGUGUCAACAGCAAGAACCCGAGGACACUGUCAUCUGGCAUGAAGAUCAAGCUGGUGGGUGGUCUGGUUUCGGAGAAGCUGAACGGAGGGAAGCGAAGCAGUGAGGACUUGAUAACGAGUAAAAGAAAGUCGUUGGAGGCACCUGUCGCUCGGCUGGACUCCAGCAAAAUCAUCAAGUUGGAUGCCUUGGAGCCAGUGAGCGGAGAGAAUGACAUGUACUACAUUGUGCCUGAUGAGGAGACCUUGGGGGCCCUUCCCGGGGUGAAAUUGCCCGGCCAGGAGCCUGUGGAAACUCCCAAUGGGACCGUCAGGCUGGUGAGAAGUUCCCUGGGACGUGUUAAUCUCCUCAGGAGAGAGAAGAAAGAACCGAGUACCUCCACUGGAUCCACAAGAUCCGAGUGCGACAGCACGAAUAUUGUUCAGCAGGACCACGACUCCCCGGUUAAUAGAAGCGAAGGGGAAUCUAAUGACGUCGAUGGGAAUGAUUUGAGUGUCCUGGGAGAGGCCCUGAGAUCCCUACCUGAUGUUGAACUGAGGAACAAGGCCCUGGAAGCCCUCAGGAGCGUGGGCAUCGGUGUCGAGAGACUCAUUCCCAAGAAAGCUGUUGAGCAGAUUUCUGUGAAGGAUUCUGAGACGCAGACUGAGGUGUUCUCCCUUCUGGAUAAGGAAAGGAACGGUUUCGUCAGGGCUUGCGAGGACGUUGAGGGACUGGAGAGGAUUUCUCUGACGGAGAGACAAUCGGACAUGAAGGAGGACAGGUGGAAGAUGACCAGUGAGAACGGGAGGCUGGCGUUCGAUGGAUAUGAACUAGAUUUCAUGCUCAAUAAGCUUGAUCGUGAGGAUGAGAGAGUGAUGAAGGUGAGGAAUAUCAUGAAAUACGAUCCUGGGACCAAGAAAUUGUACAGCCAACUGCAGAGGGACUUUGAAAAUGUCAAGAAGUAUGAUGAGAAUGGACUACUCGCGAUUCAUAGGGCUGUUCUAGAUAACGACGUGCGUUCGCUCAAGAAACAGUUGCUAUUUUUGAAGGCUUGCAAGAUCAGUGUGGAUAUACCUACGCAGGAGGGACAGUCGAGUCUGGAAUUGGCGAUAAAAUUCUCCAGGUUACAAUACAUAAUUCACCUGCUACUCGACGCUGGGGCGAAUCCAACGUCAUCAGCAAGAGCACAUGAUUCAGCUUUGACAAUGGCCAGCAGAGAGGGACUGUCCUGUCUCCCUCUGCUCAUCAAACAUGCACCAACACCUAGGACUCUUGACUACCUCGACUCAAGUGGAUUCGCUGCAAUCCAUCACUGCUGCCAGACUGGAAACUACGAUGGUGUGAUAGCUCUGAUAGCAGCUGACGCAGAUGUCAACAUUCGCGAUGGGAAAUCAGGAAGAACUGCACUAUUUCACGCCCUCGAAAACGAUAAACUAGAAAUAGCCAGGGAGUUGCUCAUCAGUGGAGCUAAACCUAAUCUCCCCAACUUUUCGGGGCACAUGUGUCACCAUCUGAUUGACGACACCAAACACGUCUCCUUGAAAGACUUCUUGACUAAAUCAAUGAAGUAGGAGGAGACUGCUGGGAAAUUGUAGGUGACGAGUGCGUUUUUCAAUUUUUUUUGCAGAAAUUUAUAUUAAUUGCAAGUCGGUGAUUACCAUUGGACAUUUUAAUAAUUUUUUUGGUGGACGUAUAUUAUUUCGCCAAUUACCUAGUGUACUCAUCCAAUCCAAUUCAGUAAUUAAUGAUGGGUUCUCUCAUGAUUCGGUUCAGUUCCACUUCAAUUGAGAAUUUAUUUUGUACUCAUCAGUACUCUUGUAAGAAUUAUAUUUAUUGAAGCAUCAACUGGUACGAGACUUGUAAUCCAUUACAUCACGUUAAUUUGAAGUGCAGUAACGUGACCUAACUCAGAUGGAAGUGCGUAAGGACAAGUUAUACGUAAUGAAGGAUUUUCAUAAUGUAGAAUUAAGAUGCAUCCGUUGGUAUAAUAAUAAAAACUGUUAUCAAACUUUAA